Cylindrotheca closterium is the source of this 1311-nucleotide messenger RNA. Lineage: Eukaryota; Bacillariophyta; Bacillariophyceae; Bacillariales; Bacillariaceae. The record is from the annotation of a GenBank genome assembly.
AUGACGGGAAGAAAAUUUGCCAGGAUCAUGCGUGGCCUCCAUAUUGCUCCCGUGAAUGCAGACCCGGCAGAUCCCAACCAGAAACUUCAAGAGUUCUCUGGGGCACUGUUGGAAAGAUUUAGAGAUCUCUAUGAGCCCAAGCAACAACUAAGCCUUGACGAGUCACUAAUCCGAGCCUUUGGACGAAUUGGAUUUAAGGUCCGAGUUGUCACCAAGGCGGCGCGAUAUGGAAUCAAGUUGUAUGUCUUGACAGAAUCCACUUCUGGAUAUGUCUUGAAUGUGGAAAUGUAUACUGGUGGUGCUGGACACAUUCAAUCUGAAGAGUUGAAGAAGACUACGCAGGUUGUGAAACGACUUUGUAACCCAUACAAUGGCUCCUACAGAACUGUCUAUGUGGAUCGGUUCUAUACUUCAAUCGAGGUAAUCAAGGAACUUCACGAAAGUGACUUGUUUGUCACCGGCACUGUGAUGGCCAACCGGAUCCCAAAGCAUCUUCGAUGGACCAACAAAUAUGCCAGAGACAAGCCGCGUGGGUACCACGAGUGUCAUGUGUACACUUUCGAGGAUUCAAAGGGUCAGACCAUUGUUAUUGGUCUCACGAUCUGGAAAGACCGCAAGCCUGUCAUUGUCCUUACCUCAGAUGGGGACUGCAGGCCAACUGGUAGCUGCAAAAGGCGGAGCAAAGCUGAAAGAGGUAUCAUUGACCUGAAUAGGCCAGAAAUAGUACGGAGAUACAAUGAGUACAUGGGUGGCGUGGACUUUGCUGACCAGAGACGUCUCCACGCUGAAACCCGACUUCAUGGGCUGCGUCGUUGGUGGAUCCGAAUCUUCUUUUACUAUGUGGAUGUUGGCAUUGAGAAUGCUGGGAUCCUAUACUGUGCUGCAAAAAAGAUACCGAGGAAGGAGUGGCCGAACCUUUUGGAGCUGAAGAAACAACUGGUGUAUCACUUUAUGGGGAGCCGGAUUUUUGCAGUUGAACAUGGUCUCCCACCGGCGGAUGAGAAUUCCAUACUUCCUGCUCAUCACAUUGAGAAAAGAUAUGCACAGAAGAAAGGACGCGACAGUAGAAGAAAGUGUACACUUUGUUUGGCUAAUGGGAAGUACAGCAAAGCCGGCUCAGUAUGUGCUGGGUGUGAAUUGGGUAACGGCUGUUGUCUGCCAUUUUGUGUGGAAGUGGACAGAAAUUGCUGGAGACUCUUCCACCAGAUGCCACUGGCCCAGCGGGAACGUGUUGUAGAGAUAUAUGAAGCGGGGCAAGCAUCAUUUCUGGGCAGACUAGGGCCUCCUGCCACAAAAAAGCGGCGAAAAUGA